This is a messenger RNA of Trametes versicolor FP-101664 SS1, 1505 nucleotides long. Its product is annotated as phosphoglycerate mutase-like protein. Gene Ontology annotation, biological process: dephosphorylation. NCBI's taxonomy places the organism in Eukaryota, Fungi, Basidiomycota, Agaricomycetes, Polyporales, Polyporaceae. The record is from RefSeq and is a predicted model, not a curated record. The transcript is spliced from 9 exons. Gene Ontology annotation, molecular function: phosphatase activity. The coding region runs from base 1 to 1347 and encodes 448 amino acids.
AUGUCUCAUCCUGAGGUCCAAGGCGUUGUCAUCCUCGCCCGCAACGGCGACCGCACUGAGUGCUACCAGCACCCCAUUACCCAGAAGCCGGGCUACACCCAGAGCACCCCGCUCGGCGAGGCCCAGGCGCAUCAGCUCGGAACGUACCUCCGCAACUUGUACCUUGACUCGAGCUCUUCAUCCCACAUUCGUGGGAUCCACAGCGACCUCGUCGACCUCAAGGAGAUCCAUGUUCGUGUCAAGGUCGGCGGUGAGGGCGCGUCCGUCUUCGACUCCGCCACCGCCUUGCUCCAGGGUCUCUUCCCGCCCAACCCGGCAAACAGGAUCACCCUCGCGAACGAGACCACCAUUGUGGCACCGCUGAACGGGUACCAGUACAUCCCCGUCGAGACUGUCGAGCCCUCCAACGACCGCUCCCUCGAACCGUGGACCGACUGCCCCGCGUUCGAGAAACACGUCCAGGAUGUGCAGAGCACUUCCGAGUUCAAGGAGGCGACUAAGAAUGCUCAGCCCUUCUUCAACUCCCUCAAGGACUUCGUCUAUGGACGGGAGAUCUCCAUGGAGAACAUGUACAAUAUCUGGGACUUCGUCAACUCGGAGCUCAUCCACAACAAGACCUACGCGCACCGCCUCCCGCCUACGUUCAUCGAACAGGCGCGCGGGUACGCCAACAUGCGCGAGGACGCCAUCCACUCUGACAAGGCGAUGGGCGGUAUCGGGAACAUCGCCAGCCGCACCGCGAUGAGCUCCAUCCUGAAGGCUCUCCAGCGCAUCGCAUUCAACGGCGACCCGCUCCAGCUGAUGGUCAUCGAGAGCACUUACCAGCCGUUCAUCUCGUUCUUCCACCAGACCGGCGUGGUCGACUCCCACCCCGAGCUCAAGGCCAUCCCGGACUUCGGGUCGGCCCUCGCUAUCGAGCUCCGCCGUGCGCCGCCCCCGGAUGCGCGCGACUUCCUGCGCUUCAAGUUCCGCAACGGCACGCACGAGGACUUCCGCACGAUCCACGUCUUCAAGCACCACGAGGACAUUCCCCUCACUGAGUUCAUCUACCGCCUCGAGAACUCCGUCAUCGACAGCAACCGCGAGUGGGCGCAGGCGUGCAGCGCGCGCUCCACGACCGGUGCGGGCUGGCUCGGGCUCCCCGAGCGCGCGACAACGGGCAGCAAGGUCGCGGACGCGUCGCUCGGCGUGUUCCUCGCGCUCUUCAUGAUGCUCGCCAUGUUCGUCGCGGGCAAGGCGAUUCGCCGCCGCCACGCUGUCCGCCUCAACGGCCCCGAGGACCGCCUCUCCGCUGCCCCGAGCGAGGUCGUCCAGCUCCGUGGCGAGAAGGGCCGCCUUCCGCUCUGAACGCGCAAGGGUUGAUGAGGGUUUGGCUUCUUGGUAGAGGUUUGUGGUGAGGUUAUAAAUACGGAUUGUGAUUGGGACCCUGGAUCUGAGUUAUGAACAUUUUGUGGUAUCGUCAGCGCUUGAGCAUCUUGUGUACGCAAUUAUAUAAUGCAUCUCAC